Penicillium vulpinum is the source of this 1731-nucleotide messenger RNA. RefSeq lists its product as uncharacterized. The transcript has 3 exons. Bases 1 to 1731 code for a protein of 576 amino acids. The record is from RefSeq and is a predicted model, not a curated record. NCBI's taxonomy places the organism in Eukaryota, Fungi, Ascomycota, Eurotiomycetes, Eurotiales, Aspergillaceae.
AUGGAGAACGCUCCAACUACGCCAAUCACUGUGCUCAAACGCCGCACCACAUGCAUAACAUCUAUCCAUAGGGCGAACUCAACAUCUAGCUCUCUUUCGAGCUUAUCAUAUCCACAGAUCCCUUCUCGCCGUUCGUCCCUUUCUGCCAGCGGGGAAUACGAUCCAAGCGAACUUGCGACAUCAACCAGAACCCCGUCUCUUAGUGAUAGCCUUUACAAUAUCGAUGUGGUGAAAAUUCGUGAGGACCAUGCAGCAGCUUCUCGAGGUAUCCGCAAGACUGGCCUUGAUGCAAAGGAAGACCCAUUUAUCGACCAGACACCACACCGCCAUGUUGGUUCUCGAAGAGGACUCACGACUCAGAGUGGAUAUCAAUUGGUGCCGCAACUGCUUGUUCGCUGGAGCUCCGGAUCUUACGGCUCUAUAGAGCCAUGUCUGUCGCCGAAGUCAGCAUCAACUUCCGGCGCAAUGGAACCACCAGCACAUUCCGUCCCACAACACAAAUCUAGAAUGGAUAGUGCCCGGGCUUUAUCAAACAUGUUGCGGCAUGGGUCAUCCGGAUUACUUUGUCCGUUGGUGCUUCCUAUUGCGUUUGCCAGCAUGAGAUCUUACGCGGGGUGGCCAUCUGUGAGCACCGAUUCGAUGUCUGUAUGGGCGUCGGUAAAUGUAUCUGCAGAUGUUGAGCCAAUUUCUCUGCCUGAGACCUCGAGCCUUGCACCCCUUGACAUUAUUAUACUUUUUGACAGCUUGCAGCAGUCUUCUGUUAGUCUUUUGACGCCAAUGGUCCUGGCAUCUUCUGUGCUUGCUUCGAAUUUGGCCAUCAGCAGUGACAGAAUAGCCGUGGCAUGUGUUGAUGGGAGUUCUAGAAACGGGUUUGAGCUAUUACUUCCGUUGGGGUUCCACUCAUUCGAAACAUUGAAGCCUGCUCUGAACGCCUUCUCCCUCCGCCAGUUGAAGAAGAAAACCAGGAGAUGCGCUGAUGCAGGUAACUCUAUUCGACAGGCAUCUCGACUCUUUUACUCUUCUUCUAGAGCAGCGUUUUGUCAUCUGGUAUUCAUUUCCGCAUGUCCUCCAGAAAAUCUGUUUAUAUCUGGCGUGGACAGGGCUAUUGGUAUUCACACAAUCUCCCCUCAGCGUUGCUUUCCUCUUGGCACAGUAGACCAUCCACUUGGCUGGCACAUUUUCUAUGAUGCUGAUGCUGAUGAUCCGCGAUCCUGCGAAGUUCAUUUCAUGCGAAAGGUCUCCAAAGUCGUUCGGCAGCUCCGUACCGGUCUCAGUCCUGGAGCCUUAUCCAACUUGAAACUGUUCGUUGAUCAGGGCUACGGAUGUUGGUUUGAGUCGGCAAUGGAAGACUGCCAUCUGGCGCGGCUACGACCAGGAGAGACCUGGAUUUUCAAAGUGAAAAUUGGUGUGCCGAUCGAGUUUUAUCGGGAAACUCAAUUGACUGAACAACCCAUGCUCAAAGAUUUGAUCAGGCAGAUCAACACUGUUCUAAAAGCAUAUUCUUCUCAGCCGGCUGCCCAGCAUGUUCUAAGUGCCCGCCUUGAGCAUCAGCACUCUUUGCUCCCAAAACCGCAUAAAAUUUCUUUGGACACUCAUUGCACCAUCUCGCGCACCCAGGGCGUACCGCCCCGUCCUUCUGGCGAUUAUCGCAAGGCUUCAGCGCUAAUGUCGUAUGAACUGGAUGAUGAUACGAUCAGUAUCAGCUUGGGAUCUGCAAGCGAACUCAGUUGA